This is a messenger RNA of Strongylus vulgaris, 477 nucleotides long. The record is from the annotation of a GenBank genome assembly. Lineage: Eukaryota; Metazoa; Nematoda; Chromadorea; Rhabditida; Strongylidae.
GCUAUCCCCGAUGAAGCUACGUUCAUUAAUUCUGGUGGUCCAGUCACAGCAGGACAACGACAGUUACCCCCACAUGUCAGUAACAAAAUACAGGAGUUAGAGGAUGGAACAUCAGUGUUGCUUACAGUGGAUCCACAGAUGGAAGCGCUUGGUCUGCCUGCCUAUCCACCUUUACCUGGAAAUACCGAUUUGGCGAAAGUAGAAGAAAUAAGACGGACAAUUUAUGUGGGGAAUCUUCCAAAGGGUGUAGAUGGCCAAGCAGUACUAGACUUUUUCAACAGUUUCGUAGGAGAGGUUAUGUACUUGCGAAUGGCUACCGGACCUGAUACGCUUCCCUGCGCGUAUGCUUAUGUCGAAUUUACCAAUCAGACUUCUGUGCCAAUUGCUCUUCAAAACAACGGCAUUGAUUAUGAAGGCAAGCCGCUGCGUUCAAUUGAGCAGCCAGUUGUUAGUGAUUUGAUAAAUUCCGGUAUUUAA